AGACAAUUACAGAACUUUAUUUACCAACACUGUCGUUAUAUCAUUGUUUUGUUUAUUAGAUUCCUAAAAUGUUGCGGCAAAUUCUGUUUACCAAAGUGGGCCGUCGUCUGGCGCUACCUAUGGUCGCCCAAAAUCGCUCUGCCAGCAAUUUGGACAAAACUGAGUAUACAACACCCGGGGAAAUUGUGGAUUACGAUGAUCCGCCCCAUUUGCCAGUUCCAGAAUAUCCCAUCCGUCCUGAUGAGCCCCUGGAAACACGCAAGCAGCGCCUUUUGUAUCAGAGUCGAAAACGUGGAAUGCUCGAAAACGAUCUUUUGCUGAGCACUUUUGUGGCCAAACAUCUGAGGGAUUUCAAUGCCGAACAGACCGCCGAAUAUGAUCAAUUGAUCAAUGGGGUCAGCAACGAUUGGGACAUAUUCUAUUGGGCCACCGAAACAAAGCCUACACCCCCGCAAUUCGAUACUGAGAUAAUGCGACUUCUAAAGGAGCACGUCAAGAACCAUGAGAAGGUACAAAGGAUUAGACAACCUGAUCUAUAGACCACUUAACCCUAUUAACUACCCACACUAUAAGAAUGUGUAUUAGCUGAUGCAUUACUGAACUAUUGUAUUUUUGAAGGGUUUUAUUAUUUAAACAUUAAGAUAUUAACUUAUAAAAAAAGUUAUUUGGUAAUCUGACUAUUUGGCACUUGAAAUAUACAAUAUUCUUCACUUGUUA
Drosophila subpulchrella is the source of this 717-nucleotide messenger RNA. Its product is annotated as succinate dehydrogenase assembly factor 2-B, mitochondrial. The coding region runs from base 69 to 539 and encodes 156 amino acids. The transcript has 3 exons. Lineage: Eukaryota; Metazoa; Arthropoda; Insecta; Diptera; Drosophilidae. Gene Ontology annotation, biological process: tricarboxylic acid cycle; mitochondrial respiratory chain complex II assembly; protein-FAD linkage. Gene Ontology annotation, cellular component: mitochondrion. The record is from RefSeq and is a predicted model, not a curated record.